This is a messenger RNA of Rhea pennata, 4026 nucleotides long. RefSeq names its product regulator of G protein signaling 3 (gene RGS3). Gene Ontology annotation, molecular function: protein binding. The transcript has 5 exons. The record is from RefSeq and is a predicted model, not a curated record. Bases 2255 to 2887 code for a protein of 210 amino acids. NCBI's taxonomy places the organism in Eukaryota, Metazoa, Chordata, Aves, Rheiformes, Rheidae. Gene Ontology annotation, cellular component: plasma membrane; nucleus.
CCGCGCGCUGAAGGGCGCCGCGGUUUGCGGGGGACGGGGCGCGCUGGCUUUGAAGCAUCCCGGGCAGGAUGCAGCCGUGCCCGGGGUGGGGGGCAGAUCACUUCAGACCUGUGACUCCAAAGAAGCAACAAAAGAAGCAGCAGCUUCUUGCACCGUGGUGUUUUUACCGAGGUGUUUCAUGCUGCAGCUAGCUGACAGGCGCGCGUGCUGGCUGCUAACGCAGCCCCGUUAAGCGCUGCUCGUUAUUUAUUUGCAAUUGCAGGCGAGAGGAGCUGUAGGAGAGCGGUGUCUCGCUUGCUGCGAGUUGGGAAACUUUUUCAGAUGUUGCAUUUUAGGCACAGCAGAUCUGUCCGCGAGCCGUGUUCACCUGCGCGCUCCCGAGCUUUGUGCGCUGUAGCGUCGCACGCCGCAGCGCGUUGGGUGUUUUGCAGAGGACUAACUAAAUAUCUGGCCCACGUGUGCUGACUCUCGCGUUCCCCUGCACAUGCACAAGGGCUUUUCUCUGCUUUUAAAGCCACGGGAGGGCCCAGGCUGCAGCAGCUGCCUCACUAAAUUGGGAACGCUGCUCAAAUUGCGGGUCGGAGACGCGUGGGAUCGGCGGCGUCCCGCGCCGUGGCUCUCCCUCGGAUGGUGGCGUUCCCGCCGGCGCACUAACGGCAGGCAGAUGGUGCUGGUGGAGGGAGGCUCCUUGUUCUGGAUGCUCUUCUCCUGCGUUCGGCGUUGGGCUGACAGUUGGCAGCUGGCAGCCAGCGGGACGUGCCGCCCUGCGGCGGCGAGGGGCCGCAGCCUGCGGGAUGCGAGGAGGCGAAGCUCGGCAGCCGCCUCCCGCGGGCGCCGGAGGCCGCGGCAAGCAACGGGGCUGGCAGCUACCUGCGCGCCCAAGCCUGCCACUGGCCCAGCACCAGUGUGCUCGGUGCCUUGCAGGAUUGAGCUGGCAGUUGUUGCGACUGUUUUCCUGGUGGGUUAUUGUGUUUUAUCUCCGUUUCCUGAGACUAGAGAGACCUGUGACUCCGGACAUCGUCACUCAGCAUGGGGGACCCCUUCAUCUUGAGUCCUCCCCAUGCUGGGCACUGUCUCAGCUGGCCCUGGGCACAGUCUGGAGCGGGCAUGGGCUGGCUGGGCUCAUGUGAUGGGCAAAGGGGGCUCCUCCAUGAGCCCUGGGGCACAUGCAGCUUCGCGGACCCAAGGAGUGUCCAGCCAUGGCACCCCGAGGACCCUGUCUGCCCCGGUGCCACUGCUGGCCUUCGCUGUGGCCUAAGGUGUGCCACUACCACGGUCCGGUGCGUGUCCCCUGUGCCACUUCCAUGCCACAGUGUCAUGCAGGAGCUGAGCCACGAGGGGACAGCAUCGUCCGCGCCCUUCCGCACGCCCGCAAUCUCCGCUGCCUCCCGUGCAGUGCCGGCUUGGCCGCUCGAAAGCCUUUGCGCUGCCUGUUAGCACCUGGGCGGGGGCAAAGCGGGGUCCUGCUCGACGCUCUCCUGCUGCGCUUGCCCGCUUCUCCUGGGUGCUCACUCAUGGCUGCGGGAACCGCGAGCCCUGUGGCCGGGCGUGAGUCCGCCUGCGUGACCGGCGUGCGGCGGCAUCGGCUGAGCCUGGGCUCGGGGCUCAGGUGGGGUCGUGGUGCUGGGAGGUCCGAGGUGUGCAAGCCCCCAGCGCCCUCCUAGCUGGGCAGGGCGACCGCCCUGGGCAAACGCCCCGUUGCAAAGAGCUCCCUGCCUGUGGGGUGAUGCCGGGCUCUGACCCGGAGCCGUGUCACUCAGGGGUGCCGAGCGGGGGGUCCGAGCGCAGCGCUUAACCCCUGCUUCACUGGUGUUCCUGAGGCCGCCUGGGCUCUGUAAGUAGUGCUCGUAAAUCCCUGCUGUGGUUUUCACUCCCCCCCUCGCUUCCAUCUGUUGAAAGGCCCCACUAUCCUCCCUCGGUGCUGAUUUUUCCACCUUUCCUUGGGUUACCCCAGCAACGACCAGCCCGUGGAGCCAUCAUAAAUAGCUGCAGGCUGGGCGCGGGGCCGCGGCCAGGCGCUGACACAGCCCUUACUCACACAUGCCUCUUUCACGCCACGGAGCAUUUAAAGCUCCUCUGGGCUGAGCCCUCCCACUUCCGGACUCGCCAGCCCGGAGCAGGAGCACGGCACAGAGCCGGCGUCAGAGCGCCCGAGCAUCUGGCUGGGCUGGUUGCUCCGGGGAGCCGCUCCGCGGGCUGCGAGGCCCCUGCGUGGUGCCGCGGCCCGGGCUGCCGGCACCGGACGUAAGCCGCUAUGCCCUUUUUCCGGGACCUUUCUAAGCCGCAGCCGCUGGAGUUUCACUCGGAGAUGCUGCUGGGCGUGCAGCGGCCGCACAACGGGAGCUUGCAGCGCCGGCACACCAUGAAGGAAGCCAAAGACAUGAAGAACCGCCUGGGGAUUUUCCGGCGGCGGAACGAGUCUCCGGGAGCCAACCCGAGUGGCAAGCUGGACAAAGUGCUCAAGUCACUCAAGCCAACUCCGGAGGAAGCUCUCAAGUGGGGGGAGUCUCUAGAGAAACUGCUGCUUCACAAAUAUGGGCUAGCAGCCUUCAGGGCCUUCCUGCGCACUGAAUUCAGUGAGGAGAACCUGGAGUUCUGGCUGGCGUGUGAAGAGUACAAGAAGAUCAAAUCGCAGUCCAAGAUGGUGUCCAAAGCCAAGAAGAUCUUUGCAGAGUACAUCGCUAUCCAGUCGUGCAAGGAGGUGAACUUGGACUCCUACACGCGGGAGCACACCAAGGAGAACCUGCAGAACAUCACCCGCAGCUGCUUUGACCUCGCUCAGAAGAGAAUUUAUGGGCUCAUGGAGAAGGACUCCUACCCCCGCUUCCUCCGCUCUGAUUUGUACUUAGACAUAAUUAACCAGAAGAAAGCCAGCUCCCCACUGUAGACCGAAGGACUCUCUCGGGGCAGAGUGGGAACUGUGUGUUUACAUGAAAUCAGGUGGUGGUGGCCUUCCUGGGGGAUGGUGGGAGCUUGCCUUCCUGCUGGCGUUCAUGCCCCCAAGCCAUACUCCUGCAGCAGCCGGGCGUGAGGCAGGCGAAGGCACUGAGCAUGAGGCCAAGGGGACCAACAAGCCAAGCAGUCUGGUACUGCUCUUUUGCCCCCAUCUCACCAUUGCUGGUACGACGCCUUUGAGGUGACUCUGGCAUGGAUUUUAGCCAGGAGGGAAGCUCCCAUGAGACUACUGUGAAGCACAUGCCUGAGCUGUGAAUGCUCCUAGAAGGCGAUGAGUGAUCCCGACUCAGUGAGGAGGAGGAGGAUUUUUGUGCAGGGCUCCGGCAAGGGGAAAACAGCACCACCGUGAACAUCUUCCCUGGACAUAAGAACUUCUGAACUGGACCAGUCCCACAUCACCGAUGCUGCUGUGCUUCCCGUGCCGGCAAGAGCCUUGCUGGCUUGGCUCCUAUGCUCCCCCGUUGCAGCUAUCUCACUGGAGCCCGGCGCUUCCUUCGCUUGUGGCGAGUCACCCCUGGGAGCAGCAAAAGCUGGUUCAUUCCUGCAUUGAAGGUGUGCAAUCAAACUGCUUCCUGCUCCCAUCCCUCACCUCCUGGUUUAUUUAUUGACCUCCUACAGCUGGACGCAUUGCUGUGUAAUAGGAAAUCCUUGUGUCCUUUCCUGUUCUGAAAUUACAAGUGCAAUAUUUGUGUGUGUCUCGGCGGAGUUCUCCAGUGGAACAGCUGCCUUCUCUUUUAAGAGUGCGUACAAAAUUUUCUAAGUUUGCUGGUUUUAUCUGACCAACGGCGUGUUCCCUAGCAGCGGGCCGCUGGGGGAGCCUGGGUGUAUAUAUCAUUCCCUGACGACAGAGGGUUUGAUGGUGUAGACAAGCAGCUCUGUGAAUCAGACGCUCUCACUACUCUGGAUAACAAUAUUGUGUUUUGAGAAACGUGGGUUAUUGCUGAACCUGGCAGAGCUGGACAGACUGUCUGCGUCCAGGUGCCGAGUUUACAGUGCAAAAGCAUCUCUGCAGCUAGCAAAAAUACAUUGUCAUGGUCAUAGGUAAAUAAAAGGAGAAUAUAAUUUCUUGUA